Podarcis lilfordi (Lilford's wall lizard) is the source of this 25113-nucleotide messenger RNA. The record is from the annotation of a GenBank genome assembly. Lineage: Eukaryota; Metazoa; Chordata; Lepidosauria; Squamata; Lacertidae.
UGGGCAUAGCCGAGGGGGGGGCGGAGGGGGGCAGCUGCUCCCACUAGAUCAAGUAAAACAAAAGAAAUCUUUAACUAAUGGACCAAUCACGUCAGUUCUACCCCCCCCAUAAAAGUCCUGCCACCCCACAACAAAAAUCCUGGCUACCCCCAUGCCCAGAUCUGUGACAUUGCCCAUGACCAUGAGACUCUGAAGCAUGGCCAGAUUAAGAUUUGAUGAGGCCCUAAGCUAUUGAAGAGAAUAGGGCCCUUUAUAUGUCCAGCUGUCCUUUGUCAACAACAAAUUGUCGCUUUUUUUGUAUUGAAUGUAUGCUAUUUGGUAGUUUAAGGACCUAACAGACAUCUACAGCCAUUGGCACAUAACAAAUAGGAGCCUACUCAACACAAAACACUGUUGCUGUAUGUAGGUUUUAUUUCAUUCAUUUUUUAUCUUAUUUUUGGAAAUGCACAUCCAGUUUUUCCCCUUUAAUUUUUUGGGGGGGCCCCGAAGAGAGUGGGGCCCUAAGCUAUAGUUUGUUUAGCUUAUACAGUAAAUCCAGCACUGCUCUGAGGUGGUAAUAUUAAGAACGAAUAAACUAGGGGGGGGAAAUUAUAUUGAUAAGGAGACCCUGAAGCGGUAAUAAUAACAAUAAUUGGGGGAAUUAAGCGAGUGUGUGGGAAUCAACAUUGGCGAAGAGCAUCUGAGGCGGCGUCGAAUCCGCAGUUGCCGAGCGAGCAGCUGAGGCGGGAAAAAGAGGCGGGAAAGAGCAACUCCCCCCUCCCUCCCUCGUCCCGCCCUCGCGCCGCGUCGCCAAGAUGGCGGCUCCGAGCAAGCAGUGAGUGUGGGGGAGGGGGGCGAAGGGGCCGCGGAGCUGAGGGGGAACCAGGAUGGGGGUUUGGGGUUUGGGUGGAGAGGGAACCGAAGGGCAGGAGCCGCGGGGUCGGGGUGGGAAUAGGGGCAGGAAAAGGCAGGGGCGGCGUGGAGGAGAAACGGAGCCGGGAGAGGGGAAACCCCCGGCCUGGGUCCGUGUGCGUCGAAACUGACAAGACCCAGGAAGGGACCGAGGCGGUUUUAUUUUAUUUUCCGAGGAGGGGGCACCACCUGCCGGGAGGGAGGCCAAGGCGGCAGUGAGGUCGUGGUGGGGGCUGAGGGGGGGCAUGAGGAGGAGGCAAGUAGGGCCGGAAGAUGGGGCUGAGGUAAUUUCGGGGUGGCCGAGAGAGAGGAGGCGGGACUGAGGCGAUUUUUCGGGGAGGGCGAGGCGGGUCUGAUCCAGAAGUGGGGAUUUGGGGGGAAACGAUGAGGAACAAGGCUCCCCUCCCAAUUAUUUAUCAUUAUUUAUUGCAUUUCCGUUACACCUUUCCCUCCCAAGUUGCUCAAGGUGGUGAACAUUCAUUAAUCCCCCCUGUGAGGUAGGUUAGGCUGAGCAGCAAUGGCCGGGUGGAGGGGUCAAACUGUCGUCGCUCCCAGAUGUUGGUCUGACCCUCUAACACAGCUUUUCUCAGCCCCAGAUGUCCUUAAACUACAGCUCCCAUCGUCCCCUACCGCUAGUCAUGCUGGUUAGGAAUGAUGGGAGUUGUAGUCCAACAACAAUGUGGGACCCAAGGUUGAGAAAGGCUGGUCUGACCACUACGCCACACUGUGUGUGAUUUCCUCCCUGCCCCCAAGACUCAACCCUACAGGAGCGUGGGUUGCACUGGUGUUAUUUAUUUAUUGCAUUUAUAUCCCACCUUUCUCUCCCACCUCAAGGUGGUGUACAUGAUUCUAUGUGCCUUCCCAUUUAAAUGCCAUGAGGCAGGUUAGGCUGAAAGACAGGGACUGGCCAAAGGUCACCCAGCGAGCUUCUUUGGUGGAGUGGAGAUUUGACUGUGUCUCCCCUAGGCCUAGUCUUGACACUUUUAACUCAGGCUUUCCCCCAUCUGGUGCCCUCCAGCCCCAGCAUUGUACUGGUGUGAUGGGUUGGGCUGAUGGGAGUUAGAGUCCGAAACAUCUACACUCUGCAGUGUGUCAAGUUUGGGAAUGUGACUUUAACCACUAUGUCACACUGUUGCUAGCUGGGAAAAAGAAGCUGCCUCCUCCAUUAAUGGCAGUUCUUAAAAGUACUUUAUUAUUUUUGAUGCAAGCACUUAAACUGCAGUUGGCAGGCACUGUUUUAAAAGAAGCAUCUUUCUUUCUCUAACACAGAGAUGAUGCCUCUUCCCAAAUGGCACCUGUUGUAACUCUUGCGGAUUCUCUCAAAACAGAGAUGCUUCUGACCCACUUGUAUGCUUUUUCCUUCAAAAAUACUGUUUUAUCCACUUCAUUACUUUGAUCUAAUAAUUUUUUUGUAUUUUUAUAUUAAUAAGUUAUAGCCUUUUGUGGCACCCUCAGUGUGGCUAAAACAUUGAUCCAAUAUAAGAAUAUGAAAAUAAUGUAAAGAGAAGGCAAAUAAAUUAUUAACAGCAGAUACAAGAAUCCAGAUUACUUGACCCAGUAUGAAUGGCCAACAUAUUUUGUUUGAUUUAUAAAAGCAGAAAGAACACUCACCAUGUCUCCUUGCCUAAUUUCCUUAAUUAAAUGGCAUCAUGUUUCACAUAAUUACAAACAUAACAAAAGUAAUCAUAAACAAUAAAUAAAACAUAAGAAGUACAUGACCAAAUUGAACAAUUUCCAUAUAACUCAUAACAUUAAAAAAAUAAAGAUACAAAAAAUUAACAUAAACAACAGCCACAAUUCUCCAGCCCAAGAGUCUGUUCAGCAGCCUCAGCUUUGGUAGCUGCAGUCAGUUAGUCAAGGCCCUGUUUUCCAUGCUGUCAGCAAAGCUAGUGCUGUUUUGUGUUUCUUCUUUACAUUUCUGACUUUGCUGAAAAAUACAUUACUAAGAUUACUGAACAUAUAUUCAAUAUUCAUUUUUCUCUCCACAGAUAUGGACUUAUAUUUCCCAAGAAAGCGCAGCAGAAAACCUUUGUCAAACAUGCAGUGUUUAUGGAUGACUCAGAUGAUGAGGUUAGUUUUUUGUUGUGCUUUGUUUCAUUUAUUAUGUUUGUAAGAGGACGAAGUCCAAGAUAUAUAUGGAGGCUUCUAAUGCAGUUUUCAAAAAUUCCAGUUAAAACUAAAUUUAAAUUUAUUUAAACCAACUAAAAUACAGGUUCAAAAUCACUGUAGCAGCAGAUCAGUAAACCAGCCUAGUAUUCUACCAAGCAUUCUGGGAGUAAUGUCAUUUGAACUCAGUUGUGACCUACUUUUGGGUAGACCUGCAUAGCUAUAUGUUGUUGAACAGCCUAGCCAGCCUGCUGAAUUCUUUCUGAAUGAGGAAGGAUUUAUCUACCGCCUUAAAGGCCUUUUAAAAAGUGGGCUAUUCAGGUGUCUCUUGGGAUGGAGUUACCUAAAGACAAAUUACAAGUACUGUAGAGAGAAGAUGCUACUCCUUGUGUCUGUCAGACGAAUCUGAGAAAGCGUUUGGCUCAGAAGUCUCAUCUGACAAUGUGAUCCCAGUAUACACAGGGGAUAUGGGCCUACCUUAUAAUUUAACUUUAAAAUAACCCCCCUGUAGUAUAAGUUGUUUUUCCAGUAGAGGGUGCUGCAUGCCAUAGAACCAUCAUUUAAGUAUCUGUUUCUAUUAUUCUUUGUGAGAAAAUUAUUUGCAAGCAGUGUGGAAGGACUACGUAGUCUAUAAAUAGGCUUAAUUCUCAUAGAUGAAGGAUCAGUAUUGCUGCUUUCAGGAUGUUUCACAACCUAAGUUCUUAUCAGUAUGUUAAAUAUACUUUGAUCUUAGCAGCAGGAAUAGUAAUUUAAAUUCAGUGGAAAACUGGACACUUGGUAUCACUCACUCUGGAAUACAUCUAUAAUUAAGAAUAUUACACCUAGAAUCAUAGAAUUGUAAGUUGCAGUGGACCCCGUGGGUCAUCUAGUCCAACCCCCUGCAAUACAGGAAUCCUCUAUACAGCCAUCCCUGAGUGAACCACCAGCCUUCUGGUUAACAGCCAGAUGCACUGACCCAUUAUGUCACCCUUUGUAUAAUUGGAGAUUUCAACAGGGACUAGAACAUCAAGGCACUUUUUAUAUGAUUUGGCAGUCUUCUAUGGCAUAUACAGCAGAGCCAUCAUUUUCAAAACAAACUUUGCUACAAGCCUGGCAAAUCUGGAACGAUACUUGAUAAUCAGAUAACAAUGAAAGUUUUUACUUUGGCUUUGUUAUUUUAACCCAUGUGCAACUGUACUCAUUCUGCGUGCCAGUUUUCUAAUUUUAUAGUUUUGUUUUUCAUCUUUUAACUUUUCUGUUAGACUGUUUUAAAUACAUUAUACAAUAAAAAACUUUACAAAAAUAUGUUAAAGAUACAGGUGCUAUAAUUUAAACUUUUGAUUGGUUUAUAGCAAUUAACAUUAUAAUACAUAAGAAGUCAAUUAGUGCUGUAUAUAUAAAAAGCCAGUUACUGGAUUUGGUUUGCUUUGUCACAUUUAGGUGUGACGUAGAAGAGCCUUGGAGCAGGACUGUAACUCAACAAUAGAGCAUAUGUGUUGCUUGCAGAAGGUCUCAGGUUCAAUCUCCAGCAUUUUGAAUUAGAUCUGGGAAAGACCUGUGUCUGAAACUCUGGGGAGUUGCUGCCUGUCAGUGUUAUCAGUAUUGAGCUAGAUGGACCAAUGAUCUAAUCCAGGUUGAAGCAACUCCCUAUCGCAUAGAAACAAAACCCAGGGCAAAGCUAUAAGGAUGGGAUGUUUUCUGAUCCCUAUGGCUGUUCUGAAUCGUUGGCCCAAAGGAGGGCUCAUGAGAGUAGGCGGAAGCAGGAAUACCAAAGAAGGAUGUCAAAAGCAGCAGAAUGGCCAAUUCUAGUGCUUUAUUAAAGAAGGCGUAGACUUACAGCAAAGUAGCCUGCCAGUUCAUCUAGGCUUUUUAGACACAGGACAGACACUGCAACAAGGAGAUGGCUUGUUUGCACCUAAGCAAACAUGCAUAUGUUCUUUAUACUAAUGAAUAGAAUAAAUAAAUAAAAUAAAAUAUACACAAAGCAGCAUACAUCAUUUCACCUAACUAGAUGAAGGCAUAGGUGGCAAAUUCCCAAAUCUUAUAGUUCCCCUUUCUGGGCUUAGCCCAGCGUCCCAAGCCCACAGAUAAGGAUAGCAUCAAAGUAAGCCAAUUAGCUUAUAUCAAAGCAAGUGAGCUCAUUGCUAAAACAACUAUCAAAUAUUUGUGGGGUUAUCUUGACUACCAAGAUGGCGUUUUUAGCAAAGCUUCUGGAACAGUUCACCUUUGGUUCAACACAAUGGGUAAAAGGAAACAAGCUGUUUCUUUGGGACCCUCAGGGGUACCCCAGACCUUUCCCCUGCAUUUUUAACUUUCAUUUAAAAAUAAAUGAAGUCACUAGCCCUUUUAAUGAUGCCGAUCUGAAGAAAAAUCAGCAGGCAAUAUUCUUAGUUGCAAAACUUUAUAACAUUAAGCUCAGUAGACGAAUUGUUUAGAAUUUUCUUAUUGACAUUCAGUGCCUUCCCAGAGUAUCCUUAGGUCCCCCACUUUCCCCCGUACACUCUAUUUCUGCUCUUGCCCACGCCUGAUCUUCUCUUAACUAAUGAGAAAUAGGCAAUGAUUUACUAACUUCUAGUCUAAUGUACUAUUUAAAGAGAAGAAAAAUAUGCAUCAUCACUGGUUUUAAUGGGUGGUUGACAAUUGGCUUUUCACACACACAAAAAAAUUGAUUAUGAUUUUUUUUCAAACAGAUUCUCUCAUCUGCAAAUAGAGUGUACAGAGGGGAAUGAUAGCCUCUUUAUAUUGUCCCUUUGAUCUGGCAUGACGGGUGAUGGGGGGAAGCAUCUUACAGAACUCCCCAUGUUAUUUCACAGCCCACAAAGUAGGUAAUAAAUCCAGCGACUGCCUUUAUCAUCAACCAAAAAAUAAGAUCAUUUUUAAAAAAACAAAAUUACUUUAUUAGUUUAGUAAUAAUUUUAGGCCUUUCCGAGAUAAGGAGCUGCAUUUGGGAGGGGUUUCAUUUCCUGGCUGCUUCCAUAUCAGCAAAAACUACGCCUUGCGUGUCUGAAGAUGGUGUAUUUAUAACUGAACUCUAAUAAAGUCCAUGCCAGCAAACCUGCACACCUGACUUGGCCAUGGUGAUCAUAUAUUAGAUAGAAAACUUUUGUUCCGUUAAAAAAAUGUUACUAUGCAUAUUUCAUUAAGAUUUUCUUUGCUGUAUUGAGAGGUUGUUUAAUCUUUCUCUUAUAAUUUCCAAGUUAUACAGCGAAGUGAAUGUGUAUGAGUAUGCAUGGAGAACAGGACUGGUUUUAGGGCCGAUGCUGUAUUAGGCUUAAAGGAGGUAAAGUAAUGUUCUGGGUUUAAAAAAAAUAUUUAUUUGGUGCCAUCAGCAUGUCUGUUGCUUUCUGUAAACUCCAUGGAGUUUUCUUUUCUUUUACAAUCAAGGAGUGUAUGAAUUAUUUGAAAGAUAUAUUUACGUAGUACAAGAGGGCAGAUACCUGUCCCAAGGAGCUUCCAGACUAAAAUUUGACGCAGAGGAAACAAAGGAGGAAUGGGAAGGAAAUGUAGGCAGGGGGUACUUAGAGAGAUGGAAAAAGUGAGUGUUAAGGAAAGUUUCAAUGGAAAUUAGAGACAGAACAUCACUCAGGUGGUUACAGAGGCAAUUCCAAUCUUAAUGUGCAGUAAAAAGUAAAUAUUGAAGAAGCAGAAGGACUUUAGCCAGCUGAAGUUGUUGAAAAAUGGGGUUUUGUAGAACUCUGGAGCAGGGCACCCCUCUUCCUCUUCUCUGCAGCCUCAGGGGGUGUCAGGAGUCUGUUGCUUCAAACCCUGUUUAGUCAAACAAGAAAAGGUAGUACAGUGUCCUGUUUGCAGUUUUACAGUUCUACAAGUUAAAAGGAGCUCAUUGGAUGCUAUCAUUCACAAAGAAUGCUGUGAACAUUUUGUGACAAACCUUGUGCUUCUGAUGCUAAAUAUAUUGUUAACUAGUAAUAAAAGCAAUAUGUGGAGUUUCACCCACCCAUUUAAGACAGAGUUUAACUCUUAAAAAAGAAAAGAAAGAUCAAGAGUUAUUAAAGCCUGCUGCUCUGUGUAGCUUUAAUGGAAGAGAGGUCAGCAUAUCCAAUAUUUCUGUGAACCUUCAUUUCCUUCACUCUAAUCCAGAAGCCAACACACACCUUGAUGUGUUGCCAAUCUGUUUCAUGUGACAGUUGAAUCCAAAAUGGUCUGUUUGGUCCAGCCACUCUGACUGAGACUACAAUGAUAAGUGAUAUAUAAAUAGUUGAAAUACUUUUUUAAAAUGUGCAGUCUUCCUUAUUUCAGGAGCAGAACAACCCUAUAAUAUAUUUUUUUAUCUGAUCCACAAGAUAAAGAGGGAGUGAUGCUCUUCAUCCAUUCUAGCUGCUUUAUAGGCAGGGGUAAGAGAGCUUGUGAAGCUGUUGGAGCACUUUAUAAAUCUUAUUUUAAAAGGGUACUCUGUGUCAAGAAGAAAAAAACAGUUUGGCAGCCUAAGAGAAGGCUGUACCAGGUGUAGCAAAAGCAUGAAAGAAGGAUUUAAAUAAAAGAGGAAUAAAGUAAAAAUUUAAAAGAUUUGCAAUAUGGGGAACAAACUGCAGUUCUCGUUGUGUUUCAGUUCUUUUCCCUUUAGGGAGAAACACAUUUCCUGGUGUUUUUAGUGCAGGGUUAAGAGAGUUUUCCUUUUCAGAAAAUAUUAUAGUAUAAGUUCAAGCUUUGUGUAUCCAAAGAAUACCAUGAUUGGGGGCAAACAGAAAUCCCAUGCCAGAUUGCUGACUUCGUAAGGUUCUUUAAUAAACGACCUGUUGAUAAGUAGAAAUAAUACAAAAGAACAGGAAGUUCCCAUCUAUCAAUCCUCUCAGCACAACAGGAAAUUGUCACCCAUAAAGCUCUGGAAGAGGUGUUUGUGCUGGCGCUGUUUUCCUUAAACUUCUUGGCGCGCUGUCCAAACAAAUGACAGGUGGACCGCUUUAGAAUUUUAUGUACUGAAAUUGAGGCCUCUAUAUUACUUUUAUUGUUUGCAUAAUCUCCAGACACUAGUACACUUAACCGCCUACAGGCAGGUCUGGGAAAAACUAUUGUGAAUUUUGAAUAUUUUGAUGGAGAGAAGUGACUUAUGCAUGAAGAAUAGACCAAUUUCAUGAAAAUGUUGGACAAAAUAUGUCAGUUAUUUUGAGUUGAAGUAUAAUUAGCUAAGUCCCUCAAGUUGAAGACACAUUUUCUGAGGCAAUUAAUGCACGACGGGGUGAGCUCCCAUUGUUCGGUCCCAGCUCCUGCCCACCUAGCAGUUCGAAAGCACGUCAAAGUACAAGUAGAUAAAUAGGUACUGCUCCGGCAGGAAGGUAAACGGUGUUUCCGUGCGCUGCUCUGGUUUGCCAGAAGCGGCUUAGUCAUGCUGGCCACAUGACCCAGAAGCUGUCUGUGGACAAACGCUGGCUCCCUCGGCCUAUAGAGCCAAAUGAGCGCCGCAACCCCAGAGUUGUCUGCGACUGGACCUAACGGUCAGGGGUACCUUUACCUUUACCUUUAUGUUCUGGAUACAUGGCCAACCUUCCUUCAGAGCCAGUAAGCAGUGUUUCUUAAUCGGUCAUGGAUAGGGCAAUCAGCAUCUUCCAAAGGUCAGUUGAUCUAUGCUUCCUGUGUAGUGCUUUUGAUUCAUUGUCCAGCUGAGCUAGUCCCAAACCUGUUUCUUCAUGAUAAAAGAAUGACAUAUAGACUGACCAUGGCCGGGUUUAUUAAUGCAGCUAUGGCUAUGGUGGAUGAACACCAAAGGUCUAACUAGUCUAGUAUUCUCCCUCCAGCAGCAGCCUGCCAGUUGCCAUUGCGGAGUUCAGAAGUGAAAGCUCUCCUCUUCUUUUACAGCACUUGGUAUUUGGUUCUAGGUGCCUUCUUACAGGGGCAUACAAUGGGUUCUUCAUUGUAGCCACUCCUGUCAUAGAAUCGUAAAGUUGGAAAGGACCCCAAGGGUCAUUUAGUGCAACCCCCUGUAAUUUGAAGCUUCAGGUGAGCAGUCCUGGAUUCAGCACCACAGUACAUUGGCAUAAAAGAGUUGUUCAAACAUUUGCUUGGUACUUCAAGGAGGUAGGAAAGCAGCAUACAUGAGUGCAAUUCAAAACCUAGAGAACCUUUAUUGUUGAUAGUUCAGUUCUGUGUCAGAAACAAGAAAAAUGGCAUAUGGCACUUCUGCAAGAGCAAAUUAAUAUUCAAGUCAGUUUGAAUUUGCUGUGUGUCAUGGUGAGUCAGCUUUCUUCAUCCCACUUGGACAUCAAUGUAUAAGAAUAAAAUAAAAAAUUACCUGCUGCUUGUUUUCCAUUUGCUGUUUUUUAGUAUUAUGAAGUGCUGGUGACAAAAGUUCUUCCACUUGUAAGAAAAGCUGAUGUUCAGUAUGAGUCAUGGCAGGAUUGGAAAACUACGAUAGCUGCCAAAAUGUUAAAAAAGAUAUUUUUCAUGUUCCCCUGUCACCUGGUGGAGGGAAAGGAAUAUUUGAUUGCUAAUGCUCUAUAAACAAGUGGUCUUUGUAGUUACAUUUGUUCAGCAAACACAGGGAGUUGCAGAUCUAUGUAGAAUUAGGAAAUGUGAAGAAGAGAUCUUGUGUGCUUCACUUUAUUGGUAAUAAGGAAACUGCAUUCUGAACUAAGUUAGCAGGGCUGUUUCCAUUGCUGUUCUUAAUACACUGCUUUCUAGUGUGAUGUUCUUCUCCCCGCAUAACAUGCUUUGGAGGUGGGUGGGUGGGUGUGGUAUCCUACUUACAAAAUAACCACUUUGUGAUUACUGAAUUGCUCUUUACAUCUUCAGAGCAGGCUUAGGUAACUGAGUUAGAGAUGUUUGGUGCUAGGUGAGCUCUGACAACAGCCCAGCACAUCCCCAUGGAGUUGGAGCCCUACAGCAUCUGCCACAAUCCACAUGAAGGGCCCAGCCAGUGUCUUGCCCUGCCUUGCCUUGCCUUUCUGCUGCUGCCUCUCAGCAAGAGCAACAUCUUCUCCAGCUGCAGCUGAGAUCUGUUUGUUUUUUUAAAUAAUAUUUAUUAAUUUUCCAACAGUUUAAACACAACAAAACAGAAAAACAAUACAGCAAUACAAUACAAUACAAAAACACCACAAAACACCAGCACAUAAGACUAACAAAACAAGACACAAACCAUUGCAGCUGAGAUCUGGCCCAGGUCUGUUUCACAGCCAGCCCCGAUCCCAGGCUGAGUUUCUCGAUUUUUAAUGUAGUAAUGUACCUGCAUCAUAAGCUGUAAUAUAGUACGAUGCUUAACAAAGGGAAAAACAACAGUUUGAACAUAAAUAUUUUACUAAAACAGUAUAAGGUAGCUUUCUGUGUUCCUAAUCCUAAGAGUGCCUGGACCAACCCAGCCAGAUGGGUGGGGUAUAAAUACAGUGGAACCUUGGUUGUCAAACAUAAGCUGUUCCGCAAGACGGUUCGACAACCGAGGCGCAAAGGGCAGUUGGCAAAGUCAAUUGAGAAACUGAAUAAAAUGCAGCAGAAGCUGUUAAAUGUCCAAAAAACGUUCAAAAUGGAAGCAAUUACUUUGGGGUUUUCGGUGUUCGGAAACCAAGGUACCACUGUGAUAAAAUUAUUAUUAUAACCAUGUUUAUUCUUAAGUCCCACCGUCUUCAUUGGGACUUAAUAUGUUAUCAGUGUGCAGAUGGCUAUGUUGACCACAUAGCUCUUCUCAGUACAGUACUUUAUGGACAAAGAAAAUUAUAUUAGUUGGCGGAUGCCGAUGACAGUGUUUCUCUACUGAUGACCUUCCAUAUUUAUUUGCUUUUAAGCUGUUUUGAAAAUGUAGCAAACUUGUAUUGGCCUUCAACAUGGUCAUAUUAAUACUGGAAGUCAGUCUCUCUGGGGGCAUACUCCCAGGCAAGUGUUCUUAGGACUGCAACCUUAUUUAUUUUUUAAACUAUUGUGGGCUAUACAAAACAAAAAUAGCAUAUUUAUAUGUAACUUAAUAUGCAAAAUAUUUUUUUCUUCAGUCUUCUGUGGGUGAGAGCCUUCAACGAGAAGCCUUGAAAAAGCAAGCAAUGAAACAAGUAAGUUGGCAAUAUGUGUACACACACACAUCUUGCUCCUUCGUUUCUGGUCUCAUUACACAAAUAUAUAUAUGGUGGUGGUUGUUAUACUGAUAUCAAUGUAUAUGGCAAUUUGCCCUGAAAUGUAUAGAAACAGAGAAUGCUCUCUCCUGAGGAACAUGCCACCUAAAUUAGAACAGGGUAAGGCCAGUAAAGGGACGCGGGUGGCGCUGUGGGUAAAACCUCAGUGCCUAGGGCUUGCCAAUUGCAUGGUCGGCGGUUCGAAUCCCCGCGGCGGGGUGAGCUCCCGUCUUUCGGUCCCAGCUCCUGCCCACCUAGCAGUUUGAAAGCACCCUUAAGUGCAAGUAGAUAAAUAGGUACCGCUUUCUAGCGGGAAGGUAAACGGCGUUUCCGUGUGCUGCGCUGGUGCUGGCUCGCCAGAGCAGCUUCGUCACGCUGGCCACGUGACCCGGAAGUGUCUCCGGACAGCGCUGGCCCCCAGCCUCUUAAGUGAGAUGGGUGCACAACCCUAGAGUCGGACACGACUGGCCCGUACGGGCAGGGGUACCUUUACCUUUACCUUUAAGGCCAGUAACCAUGACAGCAUGCUCCAUCUUAAAAUCUGACUUUCCACUCUCAUGCAUUGAGGUAAUGCUAGUGUUUCUGCCCCAACCCUCCAGUAAGAUUUUAGUAAAGCCUUCAAUGUAACAACUUGCCUGGUAGCCAUAGGCAAUCAGUAAUUCCAUUCAGGUAAGUAAGCAAUCUAGUAGAGGAGAGACAGAUCACUCUUGUCUCUCCUCCACAAAUCUGCUUGGUAGAAAGCACUUUUUUUUUUUACUAGCCUGCCAAGAGGCUGGCAGACCGCAGUUUCAUGUUUGUUGCAGAGGAGCGUGUUCUACAGCCUGCAUUGAAAUGCAGUCUAGCUUCUUAGCCAACAGUAGAAAAGAAAAGAAAUCCAGACCAGCAACUUUGGUAGGCUUAUUUACCUGGCUGUCCUACACCAGUGCAAAUGUUUAGAAAUAGGAGGUUAACACUGGCACCUGACAAGGCUAAUGGUUUUCCUAUAGGGCUGUCAACCAGUAUAUUUCACCAAGUUUUGGCAGCAAGUGUUAAAAAAAUUAGAGUGGCAGCUGUUCUUCUUUUCAUAAUAGUUUUUUAAAAAAAAUUAUAUUCGUGUAAUGUAUAAAUGAAUUAUUGGAUUAUUUUAUGUGAUUCAUCCUCAUAAUUUUACACACCAGCCCUGUCCUCUUGGCACUCGGUUUUGGAACUGCAACACUUUCCUUAUUAACAAUGACAUAAUUUAUAUCAAAGCUUGAAUUUUUAGUUUCCAUGACUUUGUUUGCGUAAUAAACAGUUCCGCUUUUAUACAACUCUGUUUUUCUUGGGUUUAUUUUGGCUAUGUCAAGUUGUUACAGAAAAACAACCCUGCUGCAAGCCUUGAAGCAGUUGCCAUAUAUCUACUCAUAGUUUACAAUGCACCAUUAAACGUGGAGACUAAUUUAGCAUCCACACUGUAAAAACCACCAGGAGAGGCAAAUUCCUUCUCUGACAUCAAAUAUAGGACUCCUUGACUGACUACUUGUGUAACUUUUGUUUCAGAAUGAAAGUCUUAAUACUAUGAGAAAACAAAAGGAACUUGUCCACUGUUUAGAUUUCCACCACACUUGGCUAAAUUGUGAUAGAGAGAAAAGACAUGGAGCCAGUAAUUUUUUCUAUAAUAGAAAUACUGGCCUUUGGGUUAUAUAAACACAGAAGAUGGUUUUGCAGAUUAUGAUGAGUAUGAGAGAUAACAUCUCUGUGGUUUGCACCUAGUGGAAACAUUCAUGGCCCCUUGGUUUCCUGUAGGGAAGGGAGAAGGCUUACUCAAUUGCUCCCUGGGGCUUCUGGGCAAGGUGGUAGAGUUAACUUAGACUCACACUUGGGUUUGCUACUGGGAAGAGGGGAAUGUUAUAGACUAGGCAUGCCCAAGAGGCGGAUCACGAUCUACUGGUAGAUCAUAGGGAGUUCCUGGUUGAUCUCUGGCCCCUCAGCGAUCUCCUUACAAAAAAACAAAAAACAACCCACAAUUUUGGCUUCCUAAAAAAAGCCUCCACAACUUUGGGUAGAUCACUGCCAAUCUUUUUACGACAAUGGGUAGAUCACUGCCAGUUUUUUUAUACUGUGAAUAGAUUGCAUACUAUUGGGAGUUGGACGUCCCUGUUAUAGACCUUACCUGUGUGUGCGUAAAAAUGAACACAUACUUCUCUGUAUAUAUAAUCAAUCAUAGUGUUUCUUUGGCCAGGGAGAGAAAGUGGGUUACAAUAACUAUGAAGAUUGUUCUCAUUUUGCUCAGGCACUAGUGUGAGCAGGAGCAACAAACCAUGAUCUCUGGGGUAGCAUUAUGUCCAACCCGCAGAAUGUGGUUUGUUGAUAGGAGAGAACAAACCAUGGUGCAACAUUGUGGAUUUUUUAGAGUGAAACAAACUGUGAUCCUUGGAUGUAACUCUAAGCCAGGCAAGAGUGUUUGUUACUGCUGCUGUCUAGAGGAGAGGAGCAAAGUGGGAACUUCUGUUUUUUUUUGGUAAACCAUAGUUUGCCAUUAGGGACGCGGGUGGCGCUGUGGGUUAAACCACAGAGCCUAGGACUUGCCGAUCAGAAGGUCGGCGGUUCGAAUCCCCGCGACGGGGUGAGCUCCCGUUGCUCGGUCCUUGCACCUGCCAACCUAGCAGUUCGAAAGCACGUCAGAGUGCAAGUAGAUAAAUAGGUACCACUCCGGCAGGAAGGUAAACGGCGUUUCCGUGCGCUGCUCUGGUUCGCCAGAAGCGGCUUAGUCCUGCUGGCCACAUGACCCGGAAGCUGUACGCCGGCUCCCUCGGCCAAUAAAGCGAGAUGAGCGCCGCAACCCCAGAGUUGGUCACGACUGGACCUAAUGGUCAGGGAUCUCUUUACCUUUACCUUUAGUUUGCCAUGAUGGACUAACACUACCAUUGUAUCAGCUUUCUAUUCCAGUGGCUGUCUGUCUCUGUCUUAUGUUUUUUCUGGCCCAAAGUCAGAGAGCACAUCCUCAACACAGGUAAAUAGUGAUGUGCUGCAUUUCCAGUCAGAGAGACACAGGGCCACAUGAUGGGGCUGUUAUUUUGGCUUUAAGAUUCUAGCACAAACUUCCAGAAUGGAGCACUGAGGGGUGAAUAAACAGCACAGGUCUUUGGAAGCAGAAGCUUGGCAGCAAGGAGGAGAAGACUUCUCUUGUAUAACCAUCUGGAAGGCUGCACUAGCGCCUUAAAUGUUUUUAAUAAAAGUCUCUUGUUUGCAGCUUCUGUCUUAACUGAGAUAAUUAUAGAUAAUACAUUGCUGGACUAGCUUCCUGGAAGACUCUAAUGAAAAUACCAUAACCUUUCUUUCCUUCCUUUUAAAGACCAAGCUUGAGAUCCAGAGGGCACUGGCGGAAGACUCCACAGUGUAUGAAUAUGACAAUAUUUACGACGACAUACAGCAAAAGAAGGCAGAAAGUCAUGCCAGCGCACUUGCAGGGAAAGGGGAAAAAAAGGUCCAUACCUGGAAAUGAGUAUGAUGUCUGUCUUUGCCUCUCUACACUAGGGAUGUUUGGGGUGGUGAAGACCUCCAGCUGUGGGUGGGAAGAGGCCAAGAGGGAUGUGAAGCCACUGAGGGGAAGGGAAUCAAAGGUUAACACUCCCUGCACAUCAUGGAAAAUUCAGGAGUGGGAUCUGCUGAUGCUGCUAUUUAUCAUUCAAGUGACACUUUUUUAUUCUUACAAACUGCAUCACCUCUUUCAAGUUUACCUUCAACUGUCAUGUGGGAUGGGCCCCUAUUCCUACUUCAAAAAUGGAGAACUGAGGGCUAAAAAAUGGAGAACUGAGAAUUAUCUUUUGCAAGCCUUGGGGUUUAAGUGUAGCAUCACAAGUAGGAUUGGUGGCAAGCACAGAUUUCACCUGGCUACUGAUACCAAGCAGAUUUUGUGGGCCUCUGCUCAAUAACUUUGCCUUGGUACUGAUGACAGCUCAGAGGGGCAGCAGUAGCUUCUGUAAAAUGUAUGCCACAAUAUUCACAGCAUCUUCGAUUUAUUUGCCACAGGUAAUCUCAGUCUUCUUCCAUUUCUUCAUUGCUGUUUGUCUUUGCAGCCCAAGUACAUCCAAAAUAUUCUCAAGGCGGCUGAGCUAAGGAAGAAGGAGCAGGAAAAGAGAAUGGAGAAGAAGAUUCAGAAAGAACGUGAACUGGAAGGUGGCGCGUUUGAUGACAAAGAAGCCUUUGUAACAUCGGCCUACAAGAAGAAACUGCAAGAAAGAGCUGAGGAGGAAGAAAGAGAGAAGAGGGAGGCAGCAAUUGAGGGUGAGGAAGAUGACCAGGGUGCUGAUAGAUUGCUCUCAUGGGUGCUAGGAACCAAAUUGUCAAGACUCUGAACUCACAGUAGCCUAAAUGACCUUUAAGUAGGAAUCAUCUGGUAGAUUUGGUUGUGUUCCUUUACACAUUGUCUCCUUGAGGAGGUGUCAAGAUGGGAAGUCUUUUUUGUUCCCGGCUUGUUCCUUUGGUUUGGGAUAAUGUGCGGCUUGUGAAGUAAGCUGGGGGGAGAGAGACAUUUGCUUAAAGAAAACUCGGGUUUGUAUGGAAAUCUCCCCUCUUCAAAGCAAACACUUAGCCACUGUACAGCACUGUAUCACAAUAUCAUUUUCACAGCACAAGAAGUGUGUGUGGUUUUUAAGAAUUGCCAUAUUGGGUUUCUUUUUUGGACUGCAUGUAUGCAUACCAGUGAUCAGCAGUUGGAUUAUUCUGAAAUGCUCCCUUCAUGUCUCUUUGAAGAGGGAACCACAGCUGCUUAUACUCCCUAGUGCUCAAGAGAUGGGAGAUAGGUGGCAAUUGAUGAGACCCUCAAACUCCAUCCCUGCCGCAUCCCCAGUUUUAGCCACACCAUUCUCUCCUCAAUAACUUUCUAAAAACAGUAGCUAAGGAAGCUGUUCCCCACCGUCACUGCCCCUAUAAUCUGAGUACUGUGUACAACCCCUGCUUUGUUCCAGAUAUUCCAGGCAAUGUGGGCAAUUGCAAUGAAGCUUUUAUUCUCAGCUGCUCUAUUGAUAAAUAAUAAUAAUAAUUCCUAAUUUUAUGUUCUCCUUCCCUUUUUUCAGCAUGUUUGGAUGUGACCAAGCAGAAGGAUCUCAGUGGCUUUUACAGGCACCUACUAAACCAGGCAGUGGGGGAAGAGGAGAUGCCCAAAUGCAGCCUUCGGGAGGCCAGGUAAGGUUGAAAUGCAGAAAAAUCAGCUUCUCUGGCAGUCGCAGUUUCAGCAUCUCCUUGAUGGCUUUGAGCUUAAUGGAGCCAGAGUUUGGUCCUAGUUAGCAAUCCUUAGCUCAGAAUGGAGAAUUUCAUUCUAACCAGAGUGUGCAUGGUGUUUGAUAACCAUAAAGAAGGGACUGGAUUUUUGCUCCACUCUUGGGUGGGAUGGCAGUCGGAGGUCAAGUGGGUGCCUCCUCUCUCUCUGGAUGAAUGAGGAAAGGUUUCCUUACAGAUGAUGUGAUGUGACUAUAGUGGGCAGCAGCCUAGGCUGGCUUAUUGGCAUCAAGCCAAGACAUCUGUGACCUGCAAGGUGAUCCUUCAAUAAUAAUAUAUGGAGGGUAAUUAAACUACUGUUCUCUUCCACCAGGGUGGCAAUGUGGCUUUGGGAUGUUACCAGGGAGACAUGGAAGGCUGUCUCCUUCCUGUUUUUGUACACAUUUUUAAUUGCAUGAUGCUAUACUUGUUCCCAUUUGCGUCUGUUUUUAUUGUUCAUUUGGUGCUCUCUUUUAGUUGUUUUUAAAUGUUUCAUAUUUGCUCUGUGCAUCACUGUGGUUGCCUUUUCUUUCUUUUUUUACGAAAAAAGAAACUUUUUUUUAAACAAAGGGAGAAGUUUUUUCAGACAUAGGCAGAGUCCAUAAUACAUUCUAGAAGAAAACCAGCUAUAAAAUGCUGGCACCUUAGCAUGUUUCUUAAUGUCCCCUGACAAACAGUCUCUCUGUGUGUGCAUGUGUCCUUUUCCAAGCAAGCUAUAGAAACAGCAGCGCCACUAGUGACUUUCAGAUCUCAGUCUGGUUUUACCUUCCCUUAGCCAACGUCCACUCUUAAUUCGAAAGGCAUGUUCAAAAUCAUCACCAUCAUUAUUAUUUGCAUUUAUUAAUCACUUACUACAUAAAUUGUCUUAAAGUGACUUAGAAUUACAUAAGCUUUUACCCAGUUGAUGUAUAUGUGGCAGAAUUUUGCUUUUCUGGGUGAAGAAUUUGGAUUGUUUGGACAGGUAAUUUUAGUGAAGUAAACAGUGUGGGUUAUAUCCUUAAGUGUUAGCUUCCUUAUUAACUACCCAAGACUGAAACAUUGUAACUUCCCUGGUCCUAUCAGUUUGAUAGCUAUAAUUAUACUAUCAGCUGUUACCACCUUGUUUUGUCUUGUGUUAAUCUUUCCAGAAGAGGAAUAUCUCUUGAAUGUAUGUAUGGAAACAUGAUAAGGCUGUCCUGAUCAGCAAAAUACAAAUGUCUCAUAGUGUUACAGAUGCUGUCACUGGGGCAUUUGGAGCAUAUCUGUCACUAAAGACAAUGUCAUCUCAUUUUCCCUCUUUGGAGGACUAUUUUGCAAUAGUGUAGUCAUCCUUUAUAAGGAAGUAGUAUUCUCCUUUUCUGGUAAAUGGAAAAUCUUGCAGCUCUUGUUUCAUUAAUACUAAUAAAUGUUCACAGCUUAUUUGUGCUAAUUUGGAGAAAAUCCAAAGUCCGAGUCAUAUUUACGGGUGUUAAAGUACUUGCCAGUCAGAGCUUACAACAUGGAUUGAUGAAUCAUUGGGUCCGAACCCUACUCCAGUAUGUGAUGAGAUCACGUGAUGUGAACCAAACAAGUUCAGGUAUAGAUGACAGAAAAACAGGUGGUGAUAAAUACUGCCUGAGAGUGUGUGCCUGUUAUGCCUCCUGGCUUUGCCAACCAUUCAUUACAGAUGGCAGCCAUGAUGACUGCUACAUGUUCUGCCCAUCACUUCCAGUAGGCAAAAUGAGUGCACACCAAAGUGAGUUUUGUCUGAUUCCACUUGCAGUCUGUAGUGAGGGACAACUGAUAAGGAACCCAUAUUAAAUCCCUCCAACUAGGAAUGCUGUUGGUACCUUGUUUAACACAAAUCAGGAGUUGAACAUUUGAUACACACAUUCUGGAUGAGAGAUUAAUAUUUAGCCAUGCAUGCCACAUGUUUUAAUUAUGCAUUGUUAGUUUCAAGUAGCAGCCAGAAAGUUUUUUUGGAAGCACCCAAACACGGCAUUAAAAUAAUGGCCAGCACCAUUUAUUGUCCCCAGUGCCUGGUGUUCAGAGGUGGUAUACUCUCAAGGAUCAUGGAGUUUCUGUUUCUUGUUGUGAAAUAAAUGCGGUAAACUUGCAGUUUUCUACAAAUUCUUGACAUGAAAACAUGCUUAUCUUAGAAAUGUGGGUGUAUGCUUUGGAGGAUAAGAUGAUGCUAGGUUGUUCUGAGUUGGCAGGGAGUGAAUUUUAUUUUGUGUCUUAAAAAAAUGUAGGAUAAAGGAAGAAGAACCCAGUGGGAAUUCCUGUGACUCCAAGCAAAUAAGCAAAAACCUGGAUGAGAGGACAAGUUCCCACAUUCCUCUAAAAGCAGAAGAUAACCCAGAUGCAGACAGUGACUUGGAAAUGGAUACUAGUGAUGAGGAGAACAGUGCUAAAGCACACACAAACAGCGGAACUGGCAACAAAAAGGAGAGUAGGCAAGGCCACUCUGACCGUAGUGGGGAGAGUUCCAGGCAUCACAGGAGCCGAAGGGACUCAAGGUCAUCCAGCGAGGAGAGAAGCUGCCAUCAAAAGGUGCCUUCAAGUCAUCCAGAGAAAGAGGAGGGUGGGGGAAGGAAGGAAAAAAGUGGGCAGCACAGGGAAAAGGAACGCGAGAGAAGACACAAAGACCAUGAAAAAGAGGAGCGCUCUAGACCCGAGAACCAUCAUAGGAGACGGGAAGAACAGGAUGAGAAGCAGAGGAGAAAAGACAAGAAAGAGAGGGAUGAUUAUGAUAGAGAUCUGAAGAUGUGGAGAGACAGAGAGGAAAGGUAUUUUGAGUGGGAACAGCAAGAGAAAGAGAGGCACAAAGAGAGGCACAGGGAUAGGGAAAGGGACAAAGGGACACAGGAACACAAAGAGGAGAAGCAAAGGAAAAGUAGUAGCCCUGGGCCCUUGGCAAAAGAUUGCCAUCGGGCUCCAGAAAGUGAUAGUAGGGGAGAAAACCCCCCCAACUCUGAGAGAUCAUUAGAAUUGAAGCACAGGACUUCAGGGGUGGGAGCAGAGGAAGCAGAGAAACCUCCAGAGAGCCAGAGCAAAUUUGCAAAGCGUAGUAACGAGGAGACAGUGAUGUCAGCAAGAGACCGCUACCUGGCUCGGCAGAUGGCCCGUGUGGGCACCAAGUCUUACAUAGAAAAAGAAGAGGAUUAGGUUUCAUUUCAGGAGGAGCAUAUCAGGAAGGUGACACGUGCUUAUCGCUGGUGGGAAUACCAAGGCAGGAGGGAAUUGUAUACAGGAAUUGAAGUACAGUAGCUUCAGGUCAUUCAUUUUAAGAGGAUUUUAAAAAAGGGUAUCCUUUUCUGCAGGAGAAAUGGAUAGAGAGGUAUGACUUUUGGACACAGAGUGUAUAGCUUGAUAUGGGUCUGUUCACACUGACAAUCUGCACCUCAGUACCUGCUUAUGCUCCGUGCCUUUUCAAUGCAGUGAGCUCCAGCCUGUGGUUAAUAGCCUCACAGAGGUUUCCUUUAGAUCAUGAGCGGGAAGCCUGUAACUCUCUAGAUAUUGCUGGACUACAGCUCCCAUCACCCUUGGUCCUGUUGGCUGCUGGGGAUUGGAGCCCAACAACAUCUGGAGGGCCACAGGGUCCUCAUCCCUGCUCUAGAGCCUGCUGUCCAGCCUCAGGUACUAGGGGAAAAUAAGUGUGAAAACCAAACUUAAUGAGGAAUACAAAUAAGCAAAAAUUAUUAUUGUUUUGUUUUAUUUUUUAAAAAAACACCACCACCACCAUUUAGUUCCACUGUGAACUUAAAUGUGGGGAGUCUUUGUUUGGAGUUUUGAUAAUUCUUCUGUGCAGAAACAUUGAAAUAAAAUGAAAGAUGUGAAUCUUACGCUGCCCUUGACACUGUUUUGUGUUUGUGUUACUUCUUAGUCGCACCCUUCAAGCAUGAUAAAGUGACAUAUACGUAAGGGAGAGAGAGAGUCAGCAGUGGCAGUCAUAUGCUUGGCAGGGGAAGUUCCUCACACACAGGCUGUUGUGUGUGAAGGCUCUGGAUCAGGCCCUGUGUGUUAUAAGACGCCAAGGUUUUAUAAAGCUGUCAUAAAAGACACUCCUACCUUUAGCUUGGCAAAGUGAGAACUUUGGCAGAGGGAAUGUUUUCAUAAUAUAUUUUCAACAAAACCCUUGGAAGCACUCGUCCUUCUUACCUCACCUCCCGGUAACCUCCUCUUCUAACAGUGAUGCAUCAGCACCAAAUUAUUUUGGAAGUUUGAAGUUAAAAAAAGAAGAAGAAAAAUUCGGAUCACUAUUGUUACUUUUACUACGCUGCUUAUGAUUGAGAAAUCAGUUUUGGGGAUUAUUAACUCCCUCAGUUGCUACGACCCUACAGUGCAGGUUUGAGGGCUUUGGGGGUAUUGUGUGCUGUUGUUUACCUUGCUGAAUUAAGUCUUAAUUUCUUGCAAGCCUUUUGUUUUGAAGCAUCAUGUGUUUUUUAUCCUGUGUCCUGGGAAGCCACCGGGAAGGAAGUUUGUAUCUUGCUGUUGUUAUGGAGACCAUAGUGAUGGUGUCUUUGCCAACUCCAGAAAUAGAGAUGUGCUUUCCUAGUGCUUUGCGAGCGUGUUUUCUCUCUUCCCCUCUUCCGAGUUUUUAAGGAGGGAAACAACAAGGACUGUGUCACUGAUAAUGUCACAAGAUCGUCUUUCUGUUUAGAUUUCGGCAAACACCAGUUCUUAUUUGUGCCUGAUAUGUCUUAGGCACUAAUGAGCUUUUUCUACCUCUAGGGUUUUUACUUGGGGCAUUUUUUCAAUAAAUUUUAAAAGAGGCAAACUAUCUUACAAAUGUAGCGAGUUUGCUAAAAUAAGGUCCAAUGCAGUUGUGUUUUCCUGCCUUCCAGCAUAAUUUAUAGACUGAUCUUUCUGUAUUUUACAUGUUGUGAGCCACUUUUUUAUAGCUUAUGAAAGGGUAGACGAUGGUGAUUUAAUGUGUUUAUAUUGUGCGUUUCUUCCAAGUUGGGAUUCAAGGCGGCUUACAGCAUUUAAAAAGCAUUGUUUUAAAAUACAAAGUAAUAAAAACAAACUGGUUGAAAACAAUAGUUGAAAUACAGUAACACACGUUUAGAACCAGAUUUAAAAUAUCAGUUGUCCUGAUAGACCAGUUAUCAACAUCAUCUGCACCUAGCUUUCAAAGGUCUGUCUAAAUAGGAAGGUCUUAGCCUGCUGGCAGAAAAAAGGAGGGAGCCAGUCAAACCUCUCUUAGGAGAGAAUUCCACAAUACAGAGGAACCACAGAAAAGGCUAUGCAACUCCACUAGGAGGAAAGGUUACAAUAUUUGGGGCUUUUUAAUUAAGAAAAAAUGUGAGUAAGGGGUGAUGGUGGACAUGACAGAGGUGUAUAAAAUUAUGUGUGGUGUGGAGAAAGCGGAUAGAAGCUCCCGCCCCCCUUUCAUAAUACUAGAACCUAGUAACGCAGGGAUGGGCAAUAUGUGACCCUAUAGAUACUGUUGGACUCGAUUCCCAUCAGCCCAUGCCAGCAAGGACAAAGGAUAGAGAUGAUAGUGAUUGUAGUCCAGCAACACAUGAAGGGCCACAAGUUCCCUAUUCCUGAUCUACAUCAACUCACUCAUUUUGAUGAAGAUGUUUUCCUGCCAUAAAUAUUUUAAUUUUAAUAAAUUGCUUCCCACCAGACAGAGGGGGAUACAACUGUCAUUUUAUUAUGAUAUUAAAUUUAUUACAGUAACAGUUUACAUCGCAAGGCACAUACUGAUGACAUACAAUCCAGCUUGGGACAUUCAAUAUAACCAAAGCAGCAGCAGCAUAAAUUAAUACAGGUGCAUUUAUAUACAAGUUAAGAGAGGAAUGCUUUAGUUUUGUAAAAUAAAACUCCAGUUUUAAUUUCUCCAUACAAAAAGGUAAACAUGGUCCCAAUUCACACAGUUGCCUAAAUAAGCGCCCAAGCCAAACUCUUGCGCAGGUCCCAAUUGUUUUAAUGUGGCCUGUGCAGCAGAAACACUUGGUGGGUUACUUCCAUGUACCAGAAAUUGAUUUAAUACUGUUUUCUUUGGAACAAUUAAUGACUCCGUGGGUAGGUGUGUUCAGAACAGCAGCAUCUGUCAAAAGGCCUAAUAAAUUGUAAUCUCAGCACUGUGUUUGUUUAGUGUAGCUCAGUCUUCCAGCUAGUUACACCUGUUGUUUUUGCAACAGCAGUAAACAUACAAGUUUAGUGCCUCUGCCAGCUUUCUAAGUUUGGAGUUCAGCGCUCAUAAAAGAGGCUUUCAAAAGUGAGAGCCUCACUUGUCACUGCCUUCCAUGUCUCCCGAUGCAGAGCUGCAGUGGAGCACAGCUCCUAUAGAGUGGUUGCAUAUAAUGAACAGCUCUGUGCCCACUCCAUUAAAAAAAAAAACCCAGUUAGGACACUUCUUAAUAAGUAGUCCUCUAUGUGUGGCUACACUAGGCUAUGGGAAUAUUUGCUCCCUGAAUGCAUUAGACUGCUAUAACGAGCACAUAGCGCUAUAGGUAAAAAGAUACACCUGUAUGGUGGCAAAAAUGCAUUCCUGUACACUUGCACCUGGAGUGGUGGGUGGGUGAACAGCUGGGGGAGCAAUGCAGGUGGUGAACCCCAGCAUACAUUUGAACACCAAUGUAGUGUGGCAAGGUGACGAUUUAACAGUCUUCCGAAAUGUCUUGCAGCAGGUGGCAGUGAGCAGACCACUCCACCCCACAGCCAGCACUGGAUGGCUUCACCACCUCAGCUGAGAUUGAGCCCCUUCUUAGGACCAGGUACAGAAUUAGCAGGGUCAUGUGGUGCAGUUGUUGCAGGUCUGUACCACUUCGGUGUAGGUUUCAUGUCUGAAUGCUCCUCUGUUUAUCUAAAGCACAUAAUCCCUGCAUAUAGAUAGCUUAUCAGAUAAAAGGGUCUUUCUUUCUCUUCUGAUAUGCUAUUUUUUUUGAGAUACCUAGUGGGGGUCGUCCCCCCCAAAAUCUUUACAGGUAGAUACACUUUCCUUCCUUCCUUCUGCAGCAAGUCUAGCAGAACUCCAGAAGACCCGCAGUUCUAUACAAGCUCAAUACUUGCAUAGGGGGGUUCAGUAACGUCUCUCUUCCAGGUGUUGAGCAGAGGCCCCAUUCAAACCAUGAAACUUUGUCUGCAUAUUAAUUUUGUAAAAUGCAUUGGGUUGGGCUGGGUGAGUUCCCAUAUUUCUUCAGCUAGGUUGAAAACAGUGAGGUCCCUAGAAGCAUAUACAACAGGUUCUAUUACAGAGGAUCACAUUGAGAGUGAUAACAGGUGUGUUGGCACAGACAGAUGGGUUCUAAAUAUAAUCCUAAAUCGCGACAGUUGUCCUGACAAGAGGCUUGAGUAAACCAUGCAUGCAUUCAGAUGGCCCCUUGCCCCACCCACCAUGGAUGGAGUAACGGAUACUCAUUCACACUUGAGCACAUCCUCAUGUUUCCAAAACAAAAAAACCAGUGCAGUGAAUCGAAACUCAGAAGAGAGCCUGGUGCUAAGGAGUGCAGCCAGUCUUUAGUUUCAGACGAUCGGCGGCCCUAAUCUUUUGUCACCACACUUCUGCCUCUUGUCACAAACAUACUUCUCAGUGGAAAUUCAGUUCUUUGGGAAGGAGCUUCAAAGCAACAAGAGAGUCAAGGAGCUAGUGAAGCCCCCUCCCCCCCUCCCACUAACAGCUGUUUAGGCAGCAUUCAUACAGAUGUCACCAAAGGGAAUCUCUGUGGCUGUUUCUGGAGUAAUGCUUUUUAGAAUACGCUGUGGAGGAAGGAGAAAAGAAACAGAAUGUUAGGGAGAUAGCAGGAAACUGGUUUCAGGUGGGACAAGAGCAUAUCCAAGGAGCAAAGGGUGCCACUGGCGGAGGCUGGUCCACUUGGGGAAAUAGGGCACUGCCCCACCAACCUCGGUCUGUUCUCAGCCAGCCUUCUUAAAACCAGUCCAGGGGAUGGAGCUGUGUGACAGCUUCCUGAUCCUCCUCUGUCUCAGUGUUGCCUCUUGUAGAACUCAGUAGGGAGCAAGGGGACAAAAUAUGAGUUAGUUGCCUCUGCCUGCCAUCGGCUCUGGCUGCACCUACUGCUGGGCUCCCUGCCUUCCAAUCCCAGUGGGCACAAGAACAGGAAUUUACAGAGCAAAUGGCUUCAGAUGACUGAUGCCGUGAGCCAGACUUUUUCUAUAUUGGCCCAUGUAUCCAAGAUCACCCAUAUUUUUUCUAGGCUGUUUUGGCUGUUUUGCCCACAACUAAGUUUUCUUCUCAGAGCUGACACAUUGAAAAUAAUGGACCAAGGUUAGUCAUGCCCAUUAAUUUCAAGCAGUCUGUUCUGGAGUAUGACUCGCAUAGGAUACAAUUCCUGUGUUUGCCAUAUGAUAGAUGUUCAGAGACAUAACAGGAGAUGUUAGAAUAUCCCACCAGGCAGGGCAAGAACUAAAAGAUGACGUUGGAAAAUGCCCAGACGAAGCACUGAGCUUGCCAUGAAUGUUUAUUCGAUGCCGGCUGUGCUGAGAAGAGUUACUCCUUCCACUCAAUCCACAGGCAGGGCCACAUUGCUCAGUGCAGUCCUAUAAGUUUCCAUUGGAGGAAACCCCACCCGCUUUCAGUUUAUAAUCAAGCAGGGACAAUGUGCCCCGGUCUACAUCGCUUAUCUUUAAAACUCACUAACUGUAAAGAAACAGUUUUUUAAAAGAAAAGAUGAGGAAGUGGUAGAGCAGCCUUCAUUGACUUGGUACCCUCCACGUGUUGUUGGACUGCAGUUCUCAUAAUCCCUGACCACCAGUCAUCUUGGCUGGGUCUCAUAGGAACAACAACAUCUGGGGGGCAGCAGGUUGGUGAAGACUGAGAUAUAGAGUUGGAUCUAGAGCAGAGCUUUCCAAACUGUGGGUCGCGACACAUUAGUGUGUUGGCUGCAGUGUGUAGCACAAAUGUUCCAUGUGCUCCUCCUGGGUUUGCUAGUAAAACUGAAUUACAGUG